Molecule: messenger RNA, 3639 nt
Organism: Nyctereutes procyonoides (raccoon dog)
Lineage: Eukaryota; Metazoa; Chordata; Mammalia; Carnivora; Canidae
Gene: ADAM19
Product: ADAM metallopeptidase domain 19
Exons: 23
Coding region: 103-2832 (909 amino acids)
Biological process (GO): membrane protein ectodomain proteolysis
Molecular function (GO): metalloendopeptidase activity
Source: RefSeq, a predicted model, not a curated record
GGCGCUGGGCGGGCAGCGGGCUCCAGACGCGCCGCCGCCGGGCCGGGGGCUGGCAUGGCCGCGAGCUAGGGGCCGCGGAGCGCGCGAGGGGCCGCGGCCACCAUGCCCCGGGGCGCGGGCGCCGUCCGGCUCUGCCUGCUGGCGCUCGCCCUGCCCGGGUGGACCACAAGAGGAAAUGGGGAAGGCAGCCCCCUGCUCCAGCAUGAACGAAUAAUACCUCAGUGGAAGACUGCAGAAAGCCCCACGAAAGAAAAGCAUCCACUCAAAGCUGAACUCAGGAUAACAGCCGAGGGGCAAGAGCUGAUCCUGGACUUGGAAAAGAAUGAGCACCUUUUUGCUCCAGCCUACACAGAAACCCAUUAUACUCCAAAUGGCAACCCUCAAACCACUAUGCUGAAAUCUGAGGAACACUGCUUUUAUCACGGGACGGUGAGGAAGGCAGAACAGUCCAGUGUGGCGCUCAGCACCUGCCGGGGAAUGAGAGGACUGAUUAUGGUGAGCAGUAACCUCAGCUACAUCAUCGAGCCCCUCCCCGACAGCGAGGGCCACCACCUUAUUUACAGAUCUGAACAUCUCAAGCUGCCCCUGGGGAACUGUGGGUUCAAGUACUCCAAGUCCAUCACUGGGGACAGGGUCCUUCCUUCUAUGAACCAGACCAAGAAACGACCUCGCAGGAUGAAAAGGGAAGAUUUACACUCCAUGAAGUAUGUGGAGCUUUACCUUGUGGCUGAUUAUGCAGAGUUUCAGAAGAAUCGGCGAGACCAGGACGCCACCAAACACAAGCUCAUGGAGAUCGCCAAUUACGUUGAUAAGUUUUACCGAUCCUUGAACAUCCGGAUUGCCCUCGUGGGCUUGGAAGUAUGGACUCACGGGAAUAUGUGUGAAGUUUCCGAGAACCCCUACUCUACUCUAUGGUCAUUUCUCAGUUGGAGGCGCAAGCUGCUCACCCAGAAGAACCAUGACAACGCACAGUUAAUCACGGGCAUGUCUUUCCAUGGCACCACCAUUGGGCUGGCCCCCCUCAUGGCCAUGUGCUCCGUGUACCAGUCUGGAGGAGUCAACAUGGACCACUCUGAGAAUGCCAUUGGUGUGGCUGCCACCAUGGCCCAUGAGAUGGGCCACAACUUCGGCAUGAGCCACGAUUCUGCGGAAUGCUGCUCAGCCAGCGCAGCUGAUGGCGGGUGCAUCAUGGCAGCUGCCACUGGGCAUCCCUUUCCAAGAGUGUUCAAUGGAUGCAACAGGAAGGAGCUGGACAGGUAUCUGCAGUCAGGCGGUGGGAUGUGUCUCUCCAACAUGCCAGACACCAGGACGCUGUAUGGAGGCCGGAGGUGUGGGAACGGUUACCUGGAAGAUGGGGAAGAAUGUGACUGUGGGGAGGAAGAGGAAUGUAAUAACCCGUGCUGCAAUGCCUCCAACUGUACCCUGAGAGAAGGGGCGGAAUGUGCCCAUGGCGCCUGCUGUCACCAGUGUAAGCUGCUGGCUCCUGGGACCCUGUGCCGUGAGCAGGCACGGCAGUGUGACCUCCCAGAAUUCUGCACGGGCAAGUCUCCCCAUUGCCCCACCAACUUCUACCAGAUGGACGGCACCCCCUGUGAGGGUGGCCAGGCCUACUGCUACAAUGGCAUGUGCCUCACCUACCAGGAACAGUGCCAGCAGCUCUGGGGUCCUGGAGCCCGGCCUGCUCCUGAUCUCUGCUUUGAGAAGGUGAAUGUGGCCGGGGAUACCUUUGGAAACUGUGGGAAAGACAUGAAUGGGGAACACAAGAAAUGCAACAUGAGAGAUGCCAAGUGUGGGAAGAUCCAGUGUCAGAGUUCUGAGGCCCGGCCCCUGGAGUCCAACGCAGUGCCCAUUGACACCACCAUCAUCUUGAAUGGAAGGCAGAUCCGAUGCCGAGGUACCCAUGUCUACCGUGGUCCCGAGGAAGAGGGUGACAUGCUGGACCCAGGCCUGGUGAUGACCGGGACCAAGUGUGGCUACAACCACAUUUGCUUCGAGGGGCAGUGCAGGAACACCUCGUUCUUCGAAACAGAAGGCUGUGGGAAGAAGUGCAAUGGCCAUGGGGUCUGCAACAACAACCAGAACUGCCACUGCUUCCAGGGCUGGGCCCCGCCCUUCUGCAACACGCCCGGCCAGGGGGGCAGCAUCGACAGUGGACCCAUGCCCUCCGACAGUGUUGGUCCUAUGAUAGCUGGAGUGUUCACGGCCGUAUUUGUGCUGGCAGUCCUUAUGCUGAUAUACUACUGCUGUAAACGGAACAACAAACUGGGCCAACUCAAGCCCUUGGCGCUCCCUUCCAAACUGAGGCAACAGUUCAGCUGUCCCUUCAGGGUGUCUCAGAACAGUGGAACUGGCCACGCCAACCCAACGUUUAAGUUGCAGACGCCCCAGGGCAAGCGAAAGGUGACCAACACCCCCGAAACCCCGCGGAAGCCCUCCCAGCCUCCUCCUCGGCCCCCUCCAGACUAUCUGCACGGCGGGUCGCCACCUGCACCACUGCCAGCACACCUCAGCAGAGCUGCUAGGAACUCCCCAGGGGCAGGGCCCCAAGUGGAGAGGAGGGAGUCAUCCAGGAGGCCGCCUCCCAGCCGGCCAGUGCCCCCUGCACCAAAUUGCAUCCUCUCCCAGGAUUUCUCCAGGCCGCGGCCACCGCAGAAAGCACUCCCGGCUAACCCGGUGCCAGGGCGCAAGAGCCUCCCCAGGCCAGGGGGCACCUCCAUCCUGCAGCCCACCGCCACCACUCCUCUGCAGCCCCGGCCUCUGGGAGCACCUGUCCCAAAGUUUCCUGAAUACAGACCACAGAGGGCUGGGGGGAUGAUUGGCUCGAAGAUAUAGACCCCUCUAAAGGAGCUUCUGCCCUUCCUUGAGGACUCUGAAACCCCCAGAGGAUCCAUGGCCAUGGAAUCCAGAACAAGCAUGUUUGGCCACCUCCAAGUCCUUCCUCCCUGCUUUCCCUCCUCCCAGAACGACCGCAUCUCUGAAAAUCUCCAUCUUGACUCAGUGACUCCUUGGCUUCCCUGGAGGCCCAGAGAGACUACUACCCAAUGGCAUCAUAGUGUUUUGUGCAAUAUACUGCCCCGGGGAAGGGAGGGGAGAGCACGGAAGAGAAUGAAUGGCAGCUUCUCCUCCAACCUCCCUUCGGCUGGCCUGUCACCUCCCAGGUGUCAGUGGGGAUGGUCUGGGCUGUCAAAGCUGGUAAACCCAACUGGGAAAGGUCCUGCUCAGCCCUUCAGCCCAGGACUUAGCUUGGAGAAGCCAUCCAUUCAUGACCUCUGGUGGAGGGUAUGCAUGAGAGCUUGCCAUUGCCUCUGUCUUCCUCGAAGGUCCCAAGCUAGACAGAGGGUGGACACUUACUCAUCCUUUUUAGCUCUGUGAUUUAGAGGGGUCAAACCAGCCUCCAUGGUGGCCCUGCCCAGGGCUCGGUUGACUUUACCACUCCUGGCUCUGUGGCCACAUGUGAACAAAAGAAGUCCCCUCCCCUUCUCUCCCCCCAAGCCCCCACUCCCCUGAUUCACACGGGUGCCCCUGACUCUGACAGGUACUAUUUGUGGGCAGUAUAGACAGCAGAGGGAGCACCAGGCUUGGGCCUCCUCUGAGCCAAUGCCAAAGGUUGCGGCUCUCAAUGGAAUCAUUCUUGGUUGC